Messenger RNA from Frankliniella occidentalis (western flower thrips), 758 nucleotides. RefSeq names its product single-pass membrane and coiled-coil domain-containing protein 4 homolog. The coding region runs from base 142 to 327 and encodes 61 amino acids. The record is from RefSeq and is a predicted model, not a curated record. The transcript is spliced from 2 exons. Lineage: Eukaryota; Metazoa; Arthropoda; Insecta; Thysanoptera; Thripidae.
GAAGAACUUCAAAUAAGCAUUGUUUUUCAUUUCGCUGAUGUGGCAGACGACUCUAAGGUCUGCAAACGGUGUCCCAGCGAUUGUUAGAGUUUUAUCUUUACCAGUUUGCAUUUUCAGCUUUGUUCACAGCCAAUCAGCAUCAUGCGCCAGUUGAAAGGAAAAGUCAAGGAGACUAACAAGCAGAAGAAAGAACGAAAGAAGGAGUUUAUUGAAAAUAAACAGAGAGUCUUCACCAUCGUUUUACCAACUAUUGGUGUCCUCUUUGUUUUGAUGGUCCUGUACGUUUACUUUAAGGCAAGUCGUCCCAAAACAAACGUUGAAUUCUAAAUUCUUAACAAAAAUUGUGUUUGGUGAAAGAUAAAAAAGUUUCUGUUAUAUUUGCCCUCUGCAUAGAAAGUGUCGAUUUGACUCUGCUCGUGUAUUAUAAUCUAAGAAACAGAGUAUUCUUUAUAAAUUUCUUAUGUGUGUGAUAAAUUUGGACCUUGAUCUCUGAAUUCAACAUCCCUCAAGAAUCUUGAAUUGAACCAUUAAGACUGUAAUUUAUCUAUCUAAUUAUUUGUGAAUUGCAAACUAUUGUUAUUUUUGGCUUAGUGACUUAUGAAUGUGUCAUUCUUAAUAAUGGCCGUAUUUACAUAUCCACCCUUAAGACUUGCCAAAAGCACCAUAUUGUCUAAUAUUUAUAUUGUUAUGUUAAAAAUAUUGCAGCUGUGUUAGAUGCCACCUCACAUCUCCAUUAAAGUGUUUAUGUUUUCAUUAAA